AUGGUUGAGGAUUCUAAAGUGAGAGAUGCUCAGAGGGGUGGAGAAGAUAGGGCAUUGCCCGCUUCGCUCGUACCACAGCAACCUGCCGUGCUUACCUCGAGGGAUAAAGUGACACAGAGGUUGAUCGUGGUCCUUUCCAUGGCCUCCCUGGAGACCUACAAGAUUUCAUCUACGCGAGGUCCCGGUGGUGGUGACAAGUACGCACUGCUGAAUUGUGACGACCAUCAAGGUAUCUUGAAGAAGAUGGGCAGAGAUAUCAGUGAGGCAAGGCCAGACAUUACGCAUCAGUGUCUAUUGACACUUCUGGACUCCCCAAUAAAUAAAGCUGGGAAGUUGCAAGUGUAUAUACAGACCAGCAAAGGUGUCUUGGUGGAGGUCAAUCCUACUGUCAGGAUACCAAGAACGUUCAAGAGAUUCUCCGGGCUGAUGGUCCAAUUGCUGCACAAAUUGUCUAUUAGGUCUGUCAAUUCCGAGGAGAAAUUGUUGAAAGUGAUUAAAAACCCAAUCACGGACCACCUCCCCACGAAAUGUCGCAAGAUUACUUUGUCGUUUGACGCACCUGUCAUCCGUGUGCAGAACUACAUCGCUAAAUUGGAUCCCGAAGAAUCUGUCUGUGUCUUCGUUGGUUCCAUGGCCAGAGGCCCAGAUAAUUUCGCCGAUGAGUACGUCGAUGAGAAGGUAGGGUUAUCCAACUACCCGCUGUCCGCUUCAGUUGCCUGUUCAAAGUUCUGUCACGGUGCAGAGGACGCAUGGGGAAUUUUAUAG
Huiozyma naganishii CBS 8797 is the source of this 765-nucleotide messenger RNA. RefSeq names its product 18S rRNA pseudouridine methyltransferase (gene EMG1). Gene Ontology annotation, cellular component: nucleolus; small-subunit processome. The transcript has a single exon. The coding region runs from base 1 to 765 and encodes 254 amino acids. The record is from RefSeq and is a predicted model, not a curated record. NCBI's taxonomy places the organism in Eukaryota, Fungi, Ascomycota, Saccharomycetes, Saccharomycetales, Saccharomycetaceae. Gene Ontology annotation, biological process: rRNA base methylation. Gene Ontology annotation, molecular function: rRNA (pseudouridine) methyltransferase activity; rRNA binding.